GUAUAAAUAAACUAAAUCAAUAGCCCAAAAGAUAUAAGCCCAUAUUAAAUAAAAUUAAUAACAAUAAAAAUAAAGAAUCCUACUUUUGGAUCAGAACGCAACGCCGCGCCGCUAUUCUUCUUCACGAAAAAUUUCUCCCUCAAGCUGCUGCUUCUUCUUCUUCAUUUCUCGUCGGCGCUUUUGAUCGUUAAACACACUACGUCAUGUCCGCCGCCGCCAGAACAGUCUUCCGUUCCGCCUCUACAUCCGCUCGCAGUGCCACGGCGAGACUAUCCGCCUCCAUUUUCAGGUCUCCUGUAGAGACGAGCAGUUUUAGCGAUGCUUCGAUUUCGCCGCACCGCGGUCAAUUCGGGAAUGUAGAUGGAAGAAACUUCUCAACGAAGACGAGGAGAUUUCGAUUUCAGCGGAGAAUCGAUCUGAAACGAAGCACUUCGGCCACUGGAAUCGUGGAAAGGAUAGAGUACGAUCCUAAUCGAACUUCUCGGAUUGCUCUAGUACGAUGGGAAGGCGGAGAACUCCAGAGAAAAUCCAACGCGGCGGAGGAUUUCACGCUGCCAGCGAAGAGUCUCGAACCCACUGCCGCCCCCGCCAGCGGCGCGUUCGCCUUCUCCUCCCUGCCGGGGUUGGUGGAUGACAGAAGCGCAGAUUACUCCUCUAUUGGAGGAAAGAAACAAACUACGAAGUCUAAAUAUGUAACGGUUGGAGUGCCUUCUUCGUCGAAGAGCCGCUUUACUAGUGAAGGUUCAGGGAGCAAAAUAACUAGUGCGAAGGAUGUUUUCGUCUCUGCUUUCUCCACAAAGGCCAAGGGAGAGAAUGCAGGUAGCUCUGAUGGUUUCCCAAGGAUAGCGGUAGCUGGGUCGAGGCCGGCUUUCUUCGUCUUAGGAGAGAAAGAGGAAGUAGGAGGGAAGGACACGUUCUCUCUUGGAGAGGUGCAGAAGUGGAAGAAGGAUAGCAGUCGAUGGAUGCAUAGGAUCAAGCGUAAAGGGGCAGUUUCUUGGUCUAGUAUGAUGAGGCAAGAGAAAUUAGGGCUUAAGGGGUUGAAGCCGAGGAAUGGCGGCAAGGCGGCGAAGAAUGGGAAGCUCGGUGAUGAUCGUGUUCCUGUCACUUACAUCAUAGCCAGUCAUCAAUUGGCAGAGGGCAACUUGGUGAUGAAUUGGUCCGGAGCUGCGACUAGCAGCUCAUCUCAAUAUGCCCAGUAUGGUAAUAGAUACUAACUUUGAUUGCAGAUUGAGAGCUGAGUAGAAGAAUAACAAAUCCAAAUUCUAUUUGUGCUUUAACCUUAGUGUUCUGGUUGAACCUAUCUUUAUAUGCUAGUUAUAUACAAUGUUUUAGCAGUUCCUUAUUACCUUUGUGUUACCAUUUCUUGAAUGCCUUUUAAUGGCGUUGGAUGGUUUGGCAUUCUGAUCAAUCGAUACUGCUAAGGGAAAUGUGAAAUGAUUUGCGGUGUUUCCUGUUGGAUCUUUUCAGGAUGAUAAUUCUUGAAUCAUCCAUACAA
Molecule: messenger RNA, 1495 nt
Organism: Salvia miltiorrhiza (redroot sage)
Lineage: Eukaryota; Viridiplantae; Streptophyta; Magnoliopsida; Lamiales; Lamiaceae
Product: 60S ribosomal protein L2, mitochondrial-like
Exons: 2
Coding region: 204-1214 (336 amino acids)
Biological process (GO): cytoplasmic translation
Cellular component (GO): ribosome
Molecular function (GO): structural constituent of ribosome; RNA binding
Source: RefSeq, a predicted model, not a curated record